GUGUUUGAUCGUGUGUGAUUUCGCUCGUACAAGUGGCUAUCGAGUUAAUCGAUUGAUCGAACGGAGUGACGGAUUCGCAAAAAUGACAUCAGUGACGUGACGAAAGUACGACAUUCGCGGGGAAAUUCGAAAAUCGUGACGAAAACGCGAAGUAAAAUCGGAAAAUGAUGCCACGUGCGCUAUAAUUGUGGAACCGUAAUGCAUGGACUGCUAAUUGAUAGGCAAUUAUAUCUGUCCCGUUCUUUCUAAUUGCUACGAUAAUUUCGAUUGGCCGAUUCGCUCAUCCUCUAGUGUACUAAAAGUUAAAAAUUCGAAAUUAAAUUUCGAAUUUCAAAUUCCGAAUUCCACGUCAACGACUGUGCGAUAGCAAGAUAAUUUAUAGUGUGACAAAACUUGAGUUUGUGAAUAAUUUGUGACAAGUGAUGCAGUUCUUGGCCGUUUGAUUUCACAAUUUACCGCUACACAAGCGGCGAAAUAUAUAACCAGGAGACGAAAUCCCUCAAAAUUACCCGAAUUCAAUCCCCUAACAGCAAACCCAACACCCUGAGUUUCACAGAUCCCUUCGGGCCUCCCCAGUCCACGGACGGGGGGGGCCCGUCUACCCCCCAGCCCGCCAUGACGACCCAAGACGCGCUAGACCACCAACAUCAUCAUUUAGGGGGGUCCCAAACACCUCAUGAUAUAUCGAACUCAACAAAUUCAACACCAACAAAUGUGUCUUCAAAAUCUGCAUUCAUUGAGUUACAACAACAUGGCUACGGCCCCUUCAAGGGGGGGUACCAACACCCUCAUCAUUUUGGGAGCCCUGGGGGCCAGCAGAACCCUCACGAGGCGUCGGGGUUCCCGAGCCCUAGGUCCCUGGGUUACCCUUUCCCUCCUAUGCACCAGAACACCUAUGGCUAUCAUUUAAGUUCGUACGCUCCUCAAUGUGCCAGUCCGCCUAAAGAUGAAAAAUGCGGGUUGUCCGACGACCCCGGCCUCCGAGUGAACGGCAAAGGCAAGAAGAUGAGGAAGCCACGGACGAUAUACUCCAGCCUGCAGCUCCAGCAGCUGAACAGGCGGUUUCAGAGGACGCAGUACCUCGCCUUGCCGGAGAGAGCCGAGUUGGCUGCCAGCUUGGGGCUAACGCAGACUCAGGUCAAGAUCUGGUUCCAGAACCGGCGCAGCAAAUACAAGAAGAUGAUGAAGGCGGCGCAGGUGGGGGCGCAGCCUCCGAGCCUCGGCCUGCCUCCUGGGAGCCCCCCGACCAACAACCAGCUUUUACAUGGAGGCGGCGGCAGCUCAAGCGGUUCGCAGCACUCCCCAUCGGCGUACCAAGGCGGGCCUGCGCAGGCGCACUCGCCGACGCCCAGCUCGACGCCCGUGUCCGAGCUGUCCCCAGGGCUGUCCCCCACCGGGACCCCCUGGGACGUGAAGCAGCCCCCACAACCUGCUUGGGAUGUCAAGGUCGGAUAUCCGACGGCAGGCCGGUCUCCGGACGGCACGUCAUGCGACGUCAAACCUCCACACCAGCAGUCGUGGGACCCUAGGGUCGGAUAUGGCGCGCCGCCCGGCCCUUGGGACAUGAAGGGCGCGCACGGGGCGCACCCGCUCCACCACCAGGGGGCACCACAGCCCCACCCCCCCUACGUGCCCCAGUACUCCUGGUACCAGACCGACACCAAUCCUGGAUUACUGACGGUAUGGCCAGCAGUCUAACACACAGCUUUCAAGAAAAAUAUUUGAUAUAAAUUGAAUUCACGAAAUGGCGGACACAAGAUGGCGCCGAUUUCAAAAUGGCGCCCAAACUUUCGGCACAACCAACUCUAUCUGUAAGAAAUUAUUUAAUAGAUAUUAAACGCAUUGUACAUUUCUCAUAAGUAAUUUUAAAUAGGUUAUAUUUGUUUAUAAUGGUAUCGAUGUAAAGGUUAUAAGUAUGAUUAUGUGAGACAGUGUUCAAGAUUUCUAUUGAGCCAAUUGAAUGAUGUUCCAAUUUUUUUUUUAAUUUUUAUGUGCACAUUAUAGUUAAAAAGACUGUUUGAAUAAAUGAUUUGUUUAUUUUAACAUAUUUGACAUUCCUAUUUUCGUAUAUUUAGCAAUGAAUUAUAGUGUACAAAGUUACAUUUAAAUUUGAUUUUACAUGACAAUUUAUGUAAAUAUAAUACUUUAACAAGAAUAUAUACUUACUGUAAAAAUGACACUUUUUCACAUGAAGCACAACGUUUUGAUUUGUUUUUUUUUUUGUGCAAAAUAUUCUGAAACUUAUUUUGUGAUUUAUUUGAAUUUUAGAAAAAGAAAUGGAUUUUGGCAGUAGCAAUUUAAACACGAAAUAAUUUUUAGAAUAUAUUUUUAUUUAAAGCACUUUAAAGAAUAAAGAUUCCCGUACCCAGUUAGGUAUUUAAUAUCCAUAUUUUGGUUUUUUUAAAAUACUUUCGACAAUUUAAAUAAUGUAUAAAUCAAUAACAAAAUGUAAUACAAUUAAAUUGUAAUACAGAAGUUAUUGUAGAUUUUUCAUUAUUUCCAGUUUAAAUUCGUAACAUAAGCUUUAAUUCAAUUAAAUUUUAUUUAUUUAGAAUAAUCAUUUUACACACGGGAACAAAAAACCAGUCUGUUGUGAUAGUUAAUUUUAAGUUUAGAAUCAUUUUUAAAUAAAAAAAAAAGUAUUUAUUUUGUGCAAAAAUGUUCGGUCGCAAUUUUUUAGCUAUUAUCAUGUCUUGUGUAAUCUUCACAUUACCUAUAUCCGUAAAUAUUAUUGUCUAUUUACAAUAAAAAAGCAAAAAUUAACAUUUUUGUUAAAUAACGCUCCGAACAUUAAAGUUUAGAAUAGAAAUAUUUCAACGUUAUUUUUUUCAUUGUCAUAUAUAUUAUCAUAUAUGUAAAUAUACUCAAUAUUCAAAAUGAAUAAAUCUAAUCAAUUAAAAUGACAUCUUUAAAAGUUUUAAUGAAAUAUAGGUACCUACUACAUUUCCAACAGGUCAAUUUGAAAAAUAAAUGUUAUCAAAAUGUAUUGAUUAUUUUCUGUUAAUCAGAGAAUAGUAUUGCUAAUUAUGAAAAAAA
Messenger RNA from Plodia interpunctella (Indianmeal moth), 3036 nucleotides. RefSeq names its product homeotic protein distal-less-like (gene Dll). Lineage: Eukaryota; Metazoa; Arthropoda; Insecta; Lepidoptera; Pyralidae. The transcript has 8 exons. Gene Ontology annotation, molecular function: DNA-binding transcription factor activity, RNA polymerase II-specific; RNA polymerase II cis-regulatory region sequence-specific DNA binding. The record is from RefSeq and is a predicted model, not a curated record. Gene Ontology annotation, biological process: regulation of transcription by RNA polymerase II. Bases 616 to 1698 code for a protein of 360 amino acids.